AUUUUGCAUUUCCGGGAUAACUGCUUUUUGUCUACUAACAAUUCUCCUCCCUGUCAGCUUGGGCACACUGCUUCAGAUGGCUGUGCACAGCACAGCCAUCCAAAGCAGUGUGCUUACAGUGAAGCAUACAGACACCACCUCACAGUAAAAGACACCCAGCACACAGUUAACCCUUUGAUCGCCACUCAUGUUAACCGCCUUCCUGCCCAGUGCCAUUACUACAAUGUCAGUGCUUUUUUUUAGCACUGAUCACUGUAUUGGUGUCACUGGGGAUGUCAGUGACACCAAGUCAGUUCCCCCCCAGUGUCAAAAUGUCUGCCGCAUUUCCUGCUAUAA
This is a messenger RNA of Staurois parvus, 336 nucleotides long. NCBI's taxonomy places the organism in Eukaryota, Metazoa, Chordata, Amphibia, Anura, Ranidae. The record is from the annotation of a GenBank genome assembly.